This is a messenger RNA of Nematostella vectensis (starlet sea anemone), 3987 nucleotides long. Its product is annotated as RRP12-like protein. Bases 131 to 3922 code for a protein of 1263 amino acids. The transcript is spliced from 39 exons. The record is from RefSeq and is a predicted model, not a curated record. Lineage: Eukaryota; Metazoa; Cnidaria; Anthozoa; Actiniaria; Edwardsiidae.
AGUAUCGUAUCUUCCUUUGCAGAAACACAAACAUGGCGACGACCACGUGAAACGAAAUCACCUUCAAAAAUACCAGGAUUUUGUCUAUCUUCUACUCCUAACCUUACAAAAGUCAAUAUUCUAUUUCACCAUGGUUCGGUUAAGGAAAGGAAAGGGCCAGAAAUGGCGCAAAGGACAGAGUUGCGUAUCAAACCCACAAACGAGAACCCACCGAUCGAACACAAAACGAGGAGUUAUCACGGGACAAAAAUCGAACACUCGAUCGAACCUAACGAUGGAAGCGUUGGCUAGACACGACGAAGUACACGAAUCGGAUGUGGAGCUUGGAUCUGACGAGGAGAAGAGUUUGAAGAGUGCAGGAAUGUUUAGUAUCAGUGGAUUAACAGACUGUACGAACCCUGCUUUUGAAAGCAUCCGUAGGUUUGCUAACACUCAGUUGGCUAGCCAGAAAGAGGUCUGUGCAGUUUUAGCAGCUGUGACUGAGGUUAUCAAGUCUCAGGGAGGAAGUGAAACUGAGACAGAAUACUUUGCAGCUUUGAUGACUGCACUUGAGUCAGCACAAGACCAGGAGAGUAUGACAGCCAUUGCAUAUCUACUGACAUUGAUAAUAAAAAGGGUUCCAGAAUCUAUUUUGAAGACAAAGUUUUCCAAGGCGUCCCAAGUCAUCCUGUCUUCUCUAGCUGCUUACGCUGGUGAUGGUGGAUCGUCAUUAUUAAAAUCUCUCCUGGGCUGUCUUUGUCAGCUUUUGGUCAUCCAGGAACGUGCUGUUUGGUCAGAGUCAUCAACUGUCAAGAUCUACCAUGGUCUACUCAGUUUCACAAUUCAUUCCAAGCCCAAGGUUCGUAAGUCCGCACAUGAGGCUGUUCAUUUACUAUUGAGGUCCCCCCCAGCUGGCACCGAGUUUCACCCUGCAGCAGCUGUCACGGCAAAGUUCGCCAUCCAACAGAUACAGCAGCAUGGAGGAUCUUCCCAAGCUGUAACUACUCUUCACAUCAUUGGCCUUUUAAAAGAAAUUCUUCCAUGUCUCCCUGUCCAGAAUGUGAAGUCAGUCUGUGAAAAUCUCUUGAAGUUGAUGACCCUUGGCAAUGUGAUGGUGACUGUCAACUCCUUGCAAACUCUAUUCAAGAUGUUUGAAGCUUCCCCUUCUGCAGCAAGUUUAUCUCCUGAAUUGAAUGCACAAAUAAUUAAUGCAUUAUACGAUUACCAACCAAGUGCCAAUGAUAUUGAUUUGUCACAAGCUUGGAUAACAACGAUGGAGAAAGCACACUCAAACUUGACAAGGCUGGACUCCAAGCUGUGUGUUGCCAAUUUGGCGAGAUGUUUCUCCUCUCUAAUGUCAUACUUCCUCUCGGAUCACAACAUCCUGGCGCAUGCCACUGCUGCUACACUUAAGGAGCUGCUUCACAAUUGUUUGAGCUCAGCAUUGGAUGAGCUUAUGAAAGAUUUGAAGAAACCCAAUGCAGGCACAAACACCUCCAUCCACAAGAUCAUCAGGUGUCUGGAAGCAGGCCUAAAGUACCGGUACCAGGCAUCUUGGGGCCUUAUCCUACAAGUCCUGAACUCGUUGUUUGAGGUCGCAGGAGAAGCAUUCCCCAACCUCAUGAGCAAAGUCCUGGUGUCACUUUGUGAUCUCAGAGGAACAUACCAAUUUCCACACAUACGGGAACUUGAUAGAGCUGUUGGCAUGGCGAUACAGAAAAUGGGGCCUAAGAAUGUGUUAACUGCUGUGCCUCUAGGGCUGGAAAAAGAAACGGAUGACUGCAAUUUUCCCCGUUCCUGGCUUCUUCCAAUUUUAAAAGAUAACAUAAAAGACACUCAGCUGAAGUAUUUUUUUGAUGAGAUGCUUCCUCUUGCAGCAGACCUAAGGGCCAAAGCUGUCACAUUCACACAGGCAGGAAAAGACCUGGAAAGCAAAGUGUUUGAUACUCUCCAACUGCAGAUCUGGUCUUUGCUGCCUGGGUUUUGUACAAGACCAACUGAUGUAGUCCAGUCAUUCAAGUCUGUAGCCCGUAUACUCGGUGUGGCUUUGACUGAGAGAUCAGACCUUCGACUCAUCGUCUGCCAGGCAUUAAGAAUCCUCGUCAGCAAGUCAGAAAAGGCUGAAGAGAAGAAAGAACUAGCGGCCUAUGCCAAGAACUACCUACCCAUUCUGUUUAACCUGUAUUCAGCCGACCCCAAGAACGGGGACCCGGACAAGCUUCCGGUGCUGGAGACAGUGCGCACGUACUUAACCAUAACUGACCCCAAGCUGACAUCACGGUUCUUCACCAAAGCAAUAGAGAAAGUCAACAGCAAAGAGACUAGUCACAUUGCCAGGAACUGCAUGAUGGACUUGGUAAUCGCAAUGGUGCCAUAUGUGAAUGAGUCCAACCUCCAAACAUUAUACAACAUGGUGGUGCCAUCACUCAAGUCUCAGGAUGUGACACAGCAGAAGAAAGCUUACCGUGUGCUGGAACAGAUGUGCAGCUCCGACUCACAGGCAUGUAGGGCCUUCCUCUCAAGCCACCUCGAUCAGCUACAGGACAAGCUGCUCAACUCACUGGCAUCCUCGAGCUCUGCAUCAAAAGCUCCACGGCUUCGCUGCCUCACUCAUAUCGUGAAACACCUCGGCGCGGAGCACAAGGACUUCAUCACCGCCAUCAUUCCAGAGGUCAUCCUGUGUACUAAGGAGGUCGGGACGAAAGCGCGUGCCGCCGCUCUCAGCCUUCUCGUCGCCAACUGUAACGCGCUGUGCCGCUGUGUCCCUGGUACCAGGGCAGACGGUCUAGUUGCUUACCUAGAGCUGGUGCUGGCUGGCCUCGCGGGCUCACCCCACAUGGUCAGCGCUACCAUCAUUUCCAUUUCGCGGCUUGUGUUUGAGUUCAGAGGUGACAUACCGUCAAAGGUGGUGGAACAGUUGAUCGAGAGCGUGCUGGUUUGCCUCAAGUCCAAGACCAAAGAAGUGAUCAAGUCGGCUUUAGGAUUUCUCAAGGUCGUCAUCUCUGUCAUGAGUCGGGAGGAUUUGGCGCCGUACGCGCGAGACCUGGCGAGUGGGAUCGUGACGUGGAACGAGGACAACCGAAGACGAUUCCGCUACAACGUGAAGGUCCUCUUUGAACGGCUCAUACGCAAAUUCGGAUAUCAGACGGCGCUAAAAUGCGUACCGGAGGAUCAUAAAAAGCUCGUUCACAAUAUCCACAAGACGACUCAGCGCCUGAAACGACAGAAGAUCAUUUCAAGAGCUAAAAACAUGGGGGCAGAUACAGACGAUCAAGACACACUUGCUCCGCACAUGGAAAGUUAUGAAGCUUUGAUGUUCGGCUCUGAUGAUGAAGACGAUAAUGAAGCUGGGCCAAAGAAGAAUGUUAAGGGUAAGAAGGAAGUCAAGGCGAAAGUUCAAGGCAAAGGGCCGAAGACUUGGAUCCGAGAAGGAGCCGAGGAGGAACCCGUUGACUUUAUGGACGCGAAUGUGGUACAGCGUGUUGUGGCCACGGAUCCAAGGAAGGGAAAGCGCAAGCUCGUAAAUGACUUCGAGACAUCAAGUGACGGCAAACUCAUCAUACCCGCCGACGAGGAGGAUGAAGACGACCCGAAACCGAAUCGCAAAAAGAGCGACGCCUUUGCGGAUGCUGACCUGAUGGACCUCGAGCCUGAAGUUUCCAAUUCACGAAAGAAAGGUACUCGGGACGAUGAAGACGACGACGAUGAAGAAAUAGGCCCCAAAAAGAAACUGCACCAACCAGGAGCCGAAUACAGAGCCAAGCGUGCCGGAGGCGAUGUCAAAAAGAAAGGAAAGCCUGAUCCAUAUGCGUAUCUGCCUCUUAACAUGUCCACAUUGAACAGAAGAAAACAACGCAAGGUGGCCGGCCAGUUCAAGGGGAUCGUCCGCGCUUCCAAGAAGGGGUCUGUUCUUGCUCAGCGGCGAAAUGUUAAACGGAAAUGAACGGCAAGACAUGUACAAUAUAACCAAUUUACCAACUGGAUUAAAGUCGAUUCUUGCAUAAAAAA